Alternaria ethzedia is the source of this 1389-nucleotide messenger RNA. RefSeq lists its product as uncharacterized. The transcript is spliced from 4 exons. Bases 1 to 1389 code for a protein of 462 amino acids. Gene Ontology annotation, biological process: cytoskeleton-dependent cytokinesis. The record is from RefSeq and is a predicted model, not a curated record. Gene Ontology annotation, cellular component: septin complex; septin ring; cell division site. NCBI's taxonomy places the organism in Eukaryota, Fungi, Ascomycota, Dothideomycetes, Pleosporales, Pleosporaceae. Gene Ontology annotation, molecular function: molecular adaptor activity; GTP binding; GTPase activity.
AUGGAAUCCAACGGUGCUACCUCUCCCGCGCCGCCCACCCGUGCGUCUCCAUCGCCCCCAGCGUCGUCCAGUGGAUACGGCAUGGAUCAAACGAUGUCGAUGUCUAACGGCUCCUCUCCAGCGGUGCACACCAUCACGGCGAAGAACCCCAAGGCCGCAGCUGCCAUGGCAAACGACAUGAACAUCGUGCGCAGGAAGCUCACAGGCUACGUUGGCUUUGCGAACCUGCCCAACCAGUGGCACCGCAAGAGUGUGCGCAAGGGAUUCAACUUCAACGUCAUGGUUGUCGGCGAGUCUGGACUCGGAAAGUCGACCCUUGUAAACACGCUCUUCAACACUUCGCUGUACCCGCCCAAGGAGCGCAAGCCCCCCAGUCUCGACAUCUCCAAGACCGUAUCGAUCCAGUCGAUUAGCGCCGAUAUCGAGGAGAACGGUGUCCGCCUGAGGUUAACAGUAGUCGACACACCCGGCUUUGGCGACUUCAUCAACAACGAUGAGUCCUGGGACCCCAUUGUCAAGAACAUUGAGCAGCGCUUCGACGCCUACUUGGAUGCUGAGAACAAGGUCAACCGCAUGAACAUUGUCGACAACCGCAUCCACGCCGUUGUUUACUUCAUCCAGCCCACUGGCCACUCCCUGAAGCCCAUCGACAUUGAGGUCAUGAAGAAGCUCCACACCAAGGUCAACCUGAUUCCCGUCAUUGCCAAGGCCGACACCGUUACUGACGAUGAAAUUGAUAACUACAAGAAGAGGAUUCUUGCAGAUAUCGCCUACCACAAGAUCCAGAUCUUCGAGGGCCCACGGUAUGAGCUUGACGACGAGGAGACCAUUGCGGAGAACCAGGAGAUCAUGGCCAAGGUUCCCUUCGCCGUUGUCGGUUCCAACACCGAGGUCACGACUGUUGACGGCCGCAAGGUCCGCGGGCGUGCGCUGCCCUGGGGUGUUGUCGAGGUCGACAACGAGGAGCACUGCGACUUUGUCAAGCUGCGCCAGAUGCUGAUCCGCACCCACAUGGAGGAGCUCAAGGAGAACACUAACAACGCUCUGUACGAGAACUACCGUUCCGAGAAGCUUGCACAGAUGGGUAUCCAACAGGACUCAAGCGUGUUCAAGGAGGUCAACCCUGCCGUGAAGCAAGAGGAGGAGCGCUCGUUGCACGAGGCCAAGCUCCAGAAGAUGGAGAUGGAAAUGAAGAUGGUGUUCCAGCAAAAGGUCCAGGAGAAGGAGAGCAAGCUGCGCCAGAGCGAAGAAGAGCUGUACGCCCGUCACAAGGAGAUGAAGGACCAGCUAGACCGACAACGACAAGAGCUCGAGGAGAAGAAGGCCCGCAUCGAGUCUGGCAGGCCGAUCGAAGAGAAGGGCAAGAGAAAGGGUUUCUCUCUCCGCUAA